Sorex araneus (European shrew) is the source of this 1754-nucleotide messenger RNA. It is a transcript of the gene CCDC102B, whose product is annotated as coiled-coil domain containing 102B. The record is from RefSeq and is a predicted model, not a curated record. Bases 49 to 1254 code for a protein of 401 amino acids. The transcript has 8 exons. NCBI's taxonomy places the organism in Eukaryota, Metazoa, Chordata, Mammalia, Eulipotyphla, Soricidae.
CGGAGACAGAGAGCGGCACGGGGAGCGUAAGGCGCUGACCGGGUCACGAUGAACUUGGACUCCAUCUACCGCCUGCUGGAGGAGACGCGCGUGUUCCCGACGACGCCACCGCUGCCGCCGCCGUCGGGCCGGGCCCCGGGAGGGGGCGCCGCCGCCGCCGCGUGCUCGGGGGACACCUGCCCCUCGGCGCCCGGCGAGUGGGACGUGCGCGAGGAGCUGCGGCGGCGGGAGCUGGCCGAGACCAAGGCGCGCGCGGCGCAGAUGGAGAAGACGAUGCGCUGGUGGGCCGACUGCACGGCCAACUGGCGCGAGAAGUGGGCGCAGGUGCGCGCCGAGAGGAACCGCGCCCGCGAGGACGGCCGCCGCCUGCGCCUGCAGCUCGACCAGGCGCUCAAGGAGCUGAGCGCGCUCAGGAAGCGGCUCCCCGGGACCCCCGGCGGCCAGGAGGAAGGCUUGAUUAUUGACCCAUUAAGAUUAAAAGAGGAGAUGAAACUCAAUUUAGAUUAUCUUGAUUUGUUCAAAAAUGAUGGUUCUGAGAAUUCUGCAGUGAAACCUGGGCUAGGGCUGCAGGCAAGCAGUGAGCCUUCGGAGAAUGAUGUGCUUGACAUUUCAGCUUUGCGGAUGCCUUUGGAUGAGUUUCAGAAAAUCUUAUGGAAAGAACGCGAGAUGCGCUCAUCUAUGGGAAAAGAACUGGAAUGCCUCGAGUCAGCUCUAUCUAUAUGGAAACAGAAGUAUGAAGAAUUGAAGGAAUCAAAGCUGAAAACUCGGAAAGAGCUGGAGAGACUGCGGACCUCCCAAUGGGACAAGCGGGAGACACUGGAAACUGAGAAGCAAGAACUGGAGAGAGAGAACCGGAGGCUGAGGCUGCACGUGCAAGAAAUGGACGCGCUUCUGCACAGAACACGGAGACUCAGCGCAGACACGCAAGGGCUGACCGUGAAGGCGUCGCAGUUGGGCCUGCAGGACCAAGACCAGGAACUGUUGGAUCUCCAACAUGCCUACCAGAAACUCAACAAACAGUACCAGGCAAAAUUAGCAGAACUGACACAAGCCAACAACCGUGUUGACCAAAGUGAGGCGGAGGUGAAGAAACUGAGAUACCAAGUGGAAGAACUAAAACAGGGACUCAACGAGAAAGAUAAUGAGCUGGAUGGUUUCCGGCAUCAGAUCCACAAACUCCAGAGAGCUUUGGAUGAACAGAAAGAAGCAAAUGACAACUUGGAAACGGAACUCCAACACUUCCGGAAUCGAUGAUGUCUUCGACUAUCAGACUGUCAUCCUACAAGUGAAAAGUGGAAUAUAAAAGCUUAAAUAUAAUCAAUUUGUGAUUGUCACCAUGGCUUUUAUUGUCAACGCCCCACGAAAUUUUUACCUUCCUAAUUUCAUGAGUUGUAAAUCUUUAAAUGGAAAAAAAUUAUUUUAUCUUUCCAGACAACCUAAAUAUUUUGGUGAGGUUAUGAAACAUUAUAUAAUGAGAGAUUUCUCUUCUCUGUUUAAUGGUUUAUAGUUCUCUCUCUGAAACAACUUUUUGUUAUUUUUAUCUCAUUUUCUAUUCUAUUUUAUAUGGAUUUCAGAGAUAUUUAGAAAAAAUUAUCACUUUAUUCUGCUCCAAAAUAUUCUAGACUAUAUUGUGUGGUAUUUUAUCUAACAAUACUUUCAAUGAUGCUCAUGUAUCGAUUUGAAAACAACAAAGUGGACUGUCUCUUAUGAUUGAGUGGUGGGAAUCAUGGACUCCAAUUCUUGUCUCACACUGG